UUUAAAUCUUAACCUCUCACGGAAAUAUUUGUAAACGUUUGUAAAAGUUUUCUCAAAUUUAGAAAUUAACCAGAGGAAGUUUACUCAUGCGCUUCUACUAUUAUCAUAAUAUAUAGCUAUAGAGCGAUAGAGACACAUUGAAACCAGUAUCAUCAAGGUUUUUUUCUGAAGACAGUGUCACGUGUUUGUCAAAGUAUACCAAGAAGUUAAUUGUUUAUAAGCUCUCUGGAGUUAUCCAAUACACUGACUGAAGACGGCAAAAUGGCAUCUGGUGGCGAGAUUGACGAUGUUUGUGAAGUAUUUAGAAAUUUCAAUAUUCUCAAUUCAAAAGACAAACCCCCAAAUAAAAUGACUAGUAAAGCAUGGGGUAAAAUGGUUCAGGACUGUCUAGGGAAGGACACCACCAUUAGACAGAGAAUGGAUAGCAGUGUAUUUCCUUACGUCCAAGAUAAAACAACAAAAACACUUGAUCUUACAGAUAAAGCCAAAGUUGAUAAAGCCCUCGAUAAGAUGGCUGAAGUUUAUAAGGAAUGUAAGCCCAAGGAAGAAAAAGACACACCAGUGGCUGAAGUCCGACAAAAACUUGUGAAGAGAAUACUUGAUAAAAAAAAUCCUGAAGUACAUGCUACGAAAACGUCUGCUACAGGAGGGGUUGAUCGGAUGACAGAUACUUCCAAAUAUACAGGGGCUCAUAAAGAACGAUUUGACGAUUCAGGAAAAGGGAAGGGUGUAACAGGACGAGAAGAUCGAUUUGAAAAGUCAGGUUAUGUCGGCCAGUAUAAGGGUGCCGGCACUUAUGACAAAGAGAAAUGACUUUGCUGAGAUGCGUUUUUUUGUCAAUAUUUUAUGCAAAUAUUUUUUAACCAUUCAAAUAUUUAUAGUUGUUAGUACAUUUAUCUGUUCAACUUGUAUAUAGAAUCUCUGAUUAAAUUCAAAACUUAUA
Molecule: messenger RNA, 943 nt
Organism: Mytilus trossulus (common blue mussel)
Lineage: Eukaryota; Metazoa; Mollusca; Bivalvia; Mytilida; Mytilidae
Product: tubulin polymerization-promoting protein family member 3-like
Exons: 4
Coding region: 262-813 (183 amino acids)
Biological process (GO): positive regulation of protein polymerization; microtubule bundle formation; microtubule polymerization
Cellular component (GO): microtubule
Molecular function (GO): tubulin binding
Source: RefSeq, a predicted model, not a curated record